Molecule: messenger RNA, 17328 nt
Organism: Nezara viridula (southern green stink bug)
Lineage: Eukaryota; Metazoa; Arthropoda; Insecta; Hemiptera; Pentatomidae
Source: the annotation of a GenBank genome assembly
AUGUAUAGUGAAUGUUAUCGAUGUAACAUAUCAGAUGACUGUCAAAUCAGAUGCCAAAGAAGACGUUCUUGCCGGCAAUGUUUGUUUCCGAUCUCUUGUUUCUCAAAAAGAAAUAUUAUAAGGAGCAAUGGCGAAACCACAACGAAUCAAAACAAGCAACCAUCAUACAUCACAACCGGUGGAUUCCCAUAUACUCCUAUACCGAUAAGUAGAAGUUACCAUCGAAAAAAUAAUCAGAGAACACACAGUUCCAAAUCCUCAUCGGCGAAAACUAGAUCUUCUAAAAUUCCUGCUGAUAAUCAGCAUAGUGAAAACACAAUACCGACUCAAGACACUACGAACAAUGUUACUGGUGCAUAUAUAACUACUACUAUAACAGGACUGACGUCUAAAAAAGGAGGCGAAACCGACGAUGAUAUGGCUUUCACGGAAAGGACAACAGAAGGUUUAAAGGAAACCGCAAUGAAAGAUGGUAUCAGUAGUUCUCAAUCCUCUUCGGCGAAAGGAUCUUCUACAAUUCCAGACAAUAAUCAAUCAACUGAAAAUACAAUACAGACUCAGGACAACACGAACGACGAUAAUGGUGCAUCUACAACUGCUGCCAUAACAGAAGGCACGUCUGCAGAGGAAGGUAGAAUCAACGAUAAUAUCGCUACUACGGAAUGGACAAAAGAAUGUAUAAACGAAACCGCAACACCAGAUGGAGUUAGUGGUUCUCAAUCCUCUUCGGCGGAAACAGGAUCUUCUACGAUUCCAGACGAUAAUCAGUCCAGUGAAAACACAAUUCAGACGCAGGACCCUACGAAGGAUGUUACAGGGGCAUCUCCAACAGAAACUAUAACAGAAGGCACAUCUGCUGACGGAGGGGGAACCAACGUUGAUAACACUACCAAGGAAUAUACAACAGAAGGUACAGUGGGAACCGCAACACAGUAUGGAGCUAGAGGUUCUCAAUCCUCUUCGGCCAAAACAGGAUCUUCUACUAUUCCAAACGAUAAUCAGUCCAGUGAAAACACAAUUCAGACGCAGGACCCUACGAAGGAUGUUACAGGGGCAUCUCUAACAGAAACUAUAACAGAAGGCACAUCUGCAGAAGAAGGGGGAACCAACGAUGAUAUAGCUACCAUGGAAUGUACAACAGAAGGUAUAGUGGGGACCGCAACACAGGAUGGAGGUAGUGGUUCUCAAUCAUCUUCGUCCGAAACAGGAUCUUCUACUAUUUCGGAGUAUAAUCAGACAAGUGAAAACACAAUAAAGACGCAGGACCCUACGAACGAUGUUACAGGGGCAUCUCCAUCAGAAACAAUAACAGAAGGCACUUCUGCAGAGGAAGGGGGAACUAAUGAUGAUAUUACUACCACGGAAUAUACAACAGAAGGUACAGUGGGAACCGCAACACAGGAUGGAGGUAGUGGUUCUCAAUCCUCUUUGUCCGAAACAGGAUCUUCUACUAUUUCGGACGAUAAUCAGUCUAGUGAAAACACAAGACAGACACCGGACCCUACGAACGAUCUUACUGGGUCAUCUCUAACAGAAACUGUAAGAGAAGGCACUUCUGCAGAAGGAGGGGGAACCAACGAUGAUAUCACUACCACGGAAUGUACAACAGAAGGUAUAGUGGGCACCGCAACACAGGAAGGAGGUAAUGGUUCUCAAUCCUCUUCGUCCGAAACAGGAUCUUCUACUAUUUUGGACGAUAAUCAGACUAGUGAGAAUACAAUAAAGACGCAGGAUCCUACGAACGAUGUUACAGGGGCAUCUCCAACAGAAACUAUAACAGAAGGCACUUCUGCAGAAGGAGGGGGAACCAACGAUGAUAUCGCUACCACGGAAUGUACAACAGAAGGUAUAGUGGGAACCGCAAUACAGGAAGAAGGUAGUGGUUCCCAAUCCUCUUCGGCCGAAACAGGAUCUUCCACGAUUCCAAACGAUAAUCAGUCUAGUGAAAACACAAUACAGACGCAGGACCCUACGAGCGAUGUUACAGGGGCAUCUCAAACAGAAACUAUAACCGAAGGCACUUCUGUAGAGGAAGGGGGAACUAAUGAUGAUAUGACUACCACGGAAUGUACAACAGAAGGUAUAGCGGGAACCGCAACACAGGAAGAAGGAAGUGGUUCUCAAUCCUCAUCGGCCGAAAGAGGAUCUUCUACUAUUCCAAACAAUAACCAGUCAAGUGAAAACACAAUACAGACACCGGAUCCUACGAACGAUGUUACAGCAGCAUCUCCAACUGCUACUAUAAGGGAAGGCACUUCUGCAGAGGAUGGGGAAAUCAACGAUGAUAUCACUCCCACGGAAUGUACAACAGAAGGUAUAGUGGGGACCGCAACACAGGAUGGAGGUAGUGGUUCUCAAUCCUCUUCGUCCGAAAAAGGAUCUUCUACUAUUCCAAACGAUAAUCAGUCUAGUGAAAACACAAGACAGACACCGUACCCUACGAACGAUCUUACUGGGUCAUCUCUAACAGAAACUGUAAGAGAAGGCACUUCUGCAGAGGGAGGGAGAACCAAUGAUGAUAUCACUACCACGGAAUGUACAACAGAAGGUAUAGCGGGAACCGCAACACAGGAUGGAGGUAGUGGUUCUCAAUCCUCUUCGGCCGAAACAGGAUCUUCUACUAUUCCAAAUAAUAAACAGUCUAGCGAAAACACAAUACAGACACCGGAUCCUACGAACGAUGUUACAGCAGCAUCUCCAACUGCUACUAUAAGGGAAGGCACUUCUUCAGAGGAUGGAGGAACCAACGAUGAUAUCACUACCACAGAAUGUACAACAGAAGGUAUAGCGGGAACCGCAACACAGGAUGGAGGUAGUGGUUCUCAAUCCUCUUCGUCCGAAAAAGGAUCUUCUACUAUUCCGGACGACAAUCAGUCUAGUGAAAACACAAUACAGACGAAGGACCCUACGAACGAUGUUACAGGGGCAUCUCAAACAGAAACUAUAACCGAAGGCACUAUUGUAGAGGAAGGGGGAACUAAUGAUGAUAUGACUACCACGGAAUAUACAAAAGAAGGUAUAGUGGGAACCGUAACACAGGAUGGAGGUAGUAGUUCUCAAUUCUCUUCGGCCGAAACAGGAUCUUCCACCAUUCCAAACGAUAAUCAGUCUACUGAAAACACAAUACAGACACCGGAUCCUACGAACGAUGUUACAGCAGCAUCUCCAACUGCUACUAUAAGGGAAGGCACUUCUGCAGAGGAUGGGGAAAUCAACGAUGAUAUCACUCCCACGGAAUGUACAACAGAAGGUAUAGUGGGGACCGCAACACAGGAUGGAGGUAGUGGUUCUCAAUCCUCUUCGUCCGAAAAAGGAUCUUCUACUAUUCCAAACGAUAAUCAGUCUAGUGAAAACACAAGACAGACACCGUACCCUACGAACGAUCUUACUGGGUCAUCUCUAACAGAAACUGUAAGAGAAGGCACAUCUGCAGAGGGAGGGAGAACCAAUGAUGAUAUCACUACCACGGAAUGUACAACAGAAGGUAUAGCGGGAACCGCAACACAGGAUGGAGGUAGUGGUUCUCAAUCCUCUUCGGCCGAAACAGGAUCUUCUACUAUUCCAAAUAAUAACCAGUCUAGCGAAAACACAAUACAGACACCGGAUCCUUCGAACGAUGUUACAGCAGCAUCUCCAACUGCUACUAUAAGGGAAGGCACUUCUGCAGAGGAUGGAGGAACCAACGAUGAUAUCACUACCACAGAAUGUACAACAGAAGGUAUAGCGGGAACCGCAACACAGGAUGGAGGUAGUGGUUCUCAAUCCUCUUCGUCCGAAAAAGGAUCUUCUACUAUUCCGGACGACAAUCAGUCUAGUGAAAACACAAUACAGACGAAGGACCCUACGAACGAUGUUACAGGGGCAUCUCAAACAGAAACUAUAACCGAAGGCACUAUUAUAGAGGAAGGGGGAACUAAUGAUGAUAUGACUACCACGGAAUAUACAAAAGAAGGUAUAGUGGGAACCGUAACACAGGAUGGAGGUAGUAGUUCUCAAUUCUCUUCGGCCGAAACAGGAUCUUCCACCAUUCCAAACGAUAAUCAGUCUACUGAAAACACAAGACAGACACAGGACCCUACGAACGAUGUUACUGGGGCAUCUCCAACAGAAACUAUAACAGAAGGCACCUUUGCAGAGGGAGGGGGAACCAAUGAUGAUAUCACUACCACGGAAUGUACAACAAUAGGUAUAGUGGGAACCGUAACACAGGAUGGAGGUAGUGGUUCUCAAUCCUCUUCGGCCGAAACAGGAUCUUCCACGAUUCCAAACGAUAAUCAGUCUAGUGAAAACACAAUACAGACGCAGGACCCUACGAACGAUGUUACAGGGGCAUCUCAAACAGAAACUAUAACCGAAGGCACUUCUGUAGAGGAAGGGGGAACUAAUGAUGAAAUGACUACCACGGAAUGUACAACAGAAGGUAUGGUGGGGACCGCAACACAGGAUGGAGGUAGUGGUUCUCAAUCCUCUUCGGCCGAAACAGGAUCUUCUACUAUUACAAACAAUAACCAGUCUAGCGAAAACACAAUACAGACACCGGAUCCUACGAACGAUGUUACAGCAGCAUCUCCAACUGCUACUAUAAGGGAAGGCACUUCUGCAGAGGAUGGAGGAACCAACGAUGAUAUCACUACCACAGAAUGUACAACAGAAGGUAUAGCGGGAACCGCAACACAGGAUGGAGGUAGUGGUUCUCAAUCCUCUUCGUCCGAAAAAGGAUCUUCUACUAUUCCGGACGACAAUCAGUCUAGUGAAAACACAAUACAGACACCGGACCCUACGAACGAUCUUACUGGGUCAUCUCUAACAGAAACUGUAAGAGAAGGCACUUCUGCAGAGGGAGGGAGAACCAAUGAAGAUAUCACUACCACGGAAUGUACAACAGAAGGUAUAGCGGGAACCGCAACACAUGAUGGAGGUAGUGGUUCUCAAUCCUCUUCGGCCGAAACAGGAUCUUCUACUAUUCCAAACAAUAACCAGUCUAGCGAAAACACAAUACAGACACCGGAUCCUACGAACGAUGUUACAGCGGCAUCUCCAACUGCUACUAUAAGGGAAGGCACUUCUGCAGAGGAUGGAGGAACCAACGAUGAUAUCACUACCACAGAAUGUACAACAGAAGGUAUACCGGGAACCGCAACACAGGAUGGAGGUAGUGGUUCUCAAUCCUCUUCGUCCGAAAAAGGAUCUUCUACUAUUCCGGACGACAAUCAGUCUAGUGAAAACACAAUACAGACGAAGGACCCUACGAACGAUGUUACAGGGGCAUCUCAAACAGAAACUAUAACCGAAGGCACUUUUGUAGAGGAAGGGGGAACUAAUAAUGAUAUGACUACCACGGAAUAUACAAAAGAAGGUACAGUGGGAACCGUAACACAGGAUGGAGGUAGUGGUUCUCAAUCCUCUUCGGCCGAAACAGGAUCUUCCACCAUUCCAAACGAUAAUCAGUCUACUGAAAACACAAGACAGACACCGGACCCUACGAACGAUGUUACUGGGGCAUCUCCAACAGAAACUAUAACAGAAGGCACCUUUGCAGAGGGAGGGGGAACCAAUGAUGAUAUCACUACCACGGAAUGUACAACAGAAGUUAUAGUGGGGACCGCAACACAGGAAGGAGGUAGUGGUUCCCAAUCCUCUUCGUCCGAAUCAGGAUCUUCUACUAUUUCGGACGAUAAUCAGUCUAGUGAAAACACAAAACAGACACAGGACCCUACGAACGAUGUUACAGGGGCAUCUCCAACAGAAAAUAUAACAGAAGGCACUUCUGCAGAAGGAGGGGGAACCAACGAUGAUAUCGCUACCACGGAAUGUACAACAGAAGGUAUAGUGGGAACCGCAAUACAGGAAGAAGGUAGUGGUUCCCAAUCCUCUUCGGCCGAAACAGGAUCUUCCACGAUUCCAAACGAUAAUCAGUCUAGUGAAAACACAAUACAGACGCAGGACCCUACGAGCGAUGUUACAGGGGCAUCUCAAACAGAAACUAUAACCGAAGGCACUUCUGUAGAAGGAGGGGGAACCAACGAUGAUAUCGGUACCACGGAAUGUACAACAGAAGGUAUAGUGGGUACCGCAACACAGGAAGAAGGUAGUAGUUCUCAAUCCUCUUCGUCCGAAAAAGGAUCUUCUACUAUUCCAAACAAUAACCAGUCUAGCGAAAACACAAUACAGACACCGGAUCCUACAAACGAUGUUACAGCAGCAUCUCCAACUGCUACUAUAAGGGAAGGCACUUCUGCAGAGGAUGGAGGAACCAACGAUGAUAUCACUACCACGGAAUGUACAACAGAAGGUAUAGCGGGAACCGCAACACAGGAUCGAGGUAGUGGUUCUCAAUCCUCUUCGUCCGAAAAAGGAUCUUCUACUAUUCCGGACGACAAUCAGUCUAGUGAAAACACAAUACAGACGCAGGACCCUACUAACGAUCUUACUGGGUCAUCUCUAACAGAAACUGUAAGAGAAGGCACUUCUGCAGAGGGAGGGAGAACCAACGAUGAUAUCGGUACCACGGAAUGUACAACAGAAGGUAUAGUGGGGACCGCAACACAGGAUGGAGGUAGUGGUUCUCAAUCCUCUUCGGCCGAAACAGGAUCUUCUACUAUUCCAAACAAUAACCAGUCUAGCGAAAACACAAUACAGACACCGGAUCCUACGAACGAUGUUACAGGGGCAUCUCCAACAGAAAAUAUAACAGAAGGCACUUCUGCAGAAGGAGGGGGAACCAACGAUGAUAUCGCUACCACGGAAUGUACAACAGAAGGUAUAGUGGGAACUGCAACACAGGAAGAAGGUAUUGCUUCUCAAUCCUCUUCGUCCGAAAAAGGAUCUUCUACUAUUCCGGACGACAAUCAGUCUAGUGAAAACACAAGACAGACACAGGACCCUACGAACGAUGUUACUGGGGCAUCUCCAACAGAAACUAUAACAGAAGGCACUUUUGCAGAGGGAGGGGGAAUCAAUGAUGAUAUCACUACCACGGAAUGUACAACAGAAGGAAUAGUGGGCACCGCAACACAGGAAGGAGGUAAUGGUUCUCAAUCCUCUUCGUCCGAAACAGGAUCUUCUACUAUUUUGGACGAUAAUCAGACUAGUGAGAAUACAAUACAGACACAGGACCCUACGAACGAUGUUACAGGGGCAUCUCAAACAGAAACUAUAACCGAAGGCACUUCUGUAGAGGAAGGGGGAACUAAUGAUGAUAUGACUACCACGGAAUAUACAAAAGAAGGUACAGUGGGAAACGUAACACAGGAUGGAGGUAGCGGUUCUCAAUCCUCUUCGGCCGAAACAGGAUCUUCCACGAUUCCAAACGAUAAUCAGUCUAGUGAAAACACAAGACAGACACAGGACCCUACGAACGAUGUUACAGGGGCAUUUCCGACAGAAUCUAUAACAGAAGGCUCAUCUGCAGACGGAGGGGGAACCAACGAUGAUAUCGGUACCACGGAAUGUACAACAGAAGGUAUAGUGGGUACCGCAACACAGGAAGAAGGUAGUAGUUCUCAAUCCUCUUCGUCCGAAAAAGGAUCUUCUACUAUUCCAAACAAUAACCAGUCUAGCGAAAACACAAUACAGACACCGGAUCCUACGAACGAUGUUACGGCAGCAUCUCCAACUGCUACUAUAAGGGAAGGCACUUCUGCAGAGGAUGGAGGAACCAACGAUGAUAUCACUACCACGGAAUGUACAACAGAAGGUAUAGCGGGAACCGCAACACAGGAUGGAGGCAGUGGUUCUCAAUCCUCUUCGUCCGAAAAAGGAUCUUCUACUAUUCCGGACGACAAUCAGUCUAGUGAAAACACAAUACAGACGCAGGACCCUACGAACGAUCUUACUGGGUCAUCUCUAACAGAAACUGUAAGAGAAGGCACUUCUGCAGAGGGAGGGAGAACCAAUGAUGAUAUCACUACCACAGAAUGUACAACAGAAGGUAUAGCGGGAACCGCAACACAGGAUGGAGGUAGUGGUUCUCAAUCCUCUUCGGCCGAAACAGGAUCUUCUACUAUUCCAAACAAUAACCAGUCUAGCGAAAACACAAUACAGACACCGGAUCCUACGAACGAUGUUACAGCAGCAUCUCCAACUGCUACUAUAAGGGAAGGCACUUCUGCAGAGGAUGGAGGAACCAACGAUGAUAUCACUACCACGGAAUGUACAACAGAAGGUAUAGCGGGAACCGCAACACAGGAUGGAGGUAGUGGUUCUCAAUCCUCUUCGACCGAAAAAGGAUCUUCUACUAUUCCGGACGACAAUCAGUCUAGUGAAAACACAAGACAGACACCGGACCCUACGGACGAUCUUACUGGGGCAUCUCUAACAGAAACUGUAAGAGAAGGCACUUCUGCAGAGGGAGGGGGAACCAAUGAUGAUAUCACUACCACGGAAUGUACAACAGAAGCUAUAGCGGGAACCGCAACACAAGAUGGAGGUAGUGGUUCUCAAUCCUCUUCGUCCGAAAAAGGAUCUUCUACUAUUCCGGACGACAAUCAGUCUAGUGAAAACACGAUACAGACGCAGGACCCUACGAACGAUCGUACUGGGUCAUCUCCAACUGCUACUAUAAGGGAAGGCACUUCUGCAGAGGAUGGAGGAACCAACGAUGAUAUCACUACCACGGAAUGUACAACAGAAGCUAUAGUGGAGACCGCAACACAGGAUGGAGGUAGUAGUUCCCAAUCCUCUUCGUCCGAAAAAGGAUCUUCUACUAUUCCGGACGACAAUCAGUCUAGUGAAAACACAAUACAGACGCAGGACCCUACGAACGAUGUUACAGGGGCAUCUCAAACUGAAACUAUAACCGAAGGCACUUCUGUAGAGGAAGGGGGAACUAAUGAUGAUAUGACUACCACGGAAUAUACAAAAGAAGGUACAGUGGGAAACGUAACACAGGAUGGAGGUAGCGGUUCUCAAUCCUCUUCGGCCGAAACAGGAUCUUCCACCAUUCCAAACGAUAAUCAGUCUAGUGAAAAGACAAGACAGACACCGGACCCUACGAACGAUCUUACUGGGGCAUCUCUAACAGAAACUGUAAGAGAAGGCACUUCUGCAGAGGGAGGGGGAACCAAUGAUGAUAUUACUACCACGGAAUGUACAACAGAAGGUAUAGCGGGAACCGCAACACAGGAUGGAGGUAGUGGUUCUCAAUCCUCUCCGUCCGAAAAAGGAUCUUCUACUAUCCCGGACGAUAAUCAGUCUAGUGAAAACACAAGACAGACACAGGACCCUACGAACGAUCUUACUGGGGCAUCCCUAACAGAAACUAUAACAGACGGCACUUUUGCAGAGGGAGGGGGAACCAACGAUGAUAUCACUACCACGGAAUGUACAACAGAAGGUAUAGUGGGGACCGUAACACAGGAUGGAGGUAGUAGUUCUCAAUCCUCUUCGUACGAAACAGGAUCUUCUACUAUUUCGGACGAUAAUCAGACUAGUGAAAAUACAAUAACGACGCAGGACCCUACGAACGAUGUUACAGGGGCAUCUCCAACAGAAACUAUAACAGAAGGCACUUCUGCAGAAGGAGGGGGGGCCAACAAUGAUAUCGCUACCACGGAAUGUACAACAGAAGGUACAGUGGGAACCGUAACACAGGAUGGAGGUAGUGGUUCUCAAUCCUCUUCGGCCGAAACAGGAUUUUCCACCAUUCCAAACGAUAAUCAGUCUAGCGAAAACACAAUACAGACACCGGAUCCUAAGAACGAUGUUACAGCAGCAUCUCCAACUGCUACUAUAAGGGAAGGCACUUCUGCAGAGGAUGGAGGAACCAACGAUGAUAUCACUACCACGGAAUGUACAACAGAAGGUAUAGCGGGAACCGCAACACAGGAUGGAGGUAGUGGUUCUCAAUCCUCUUCGUCCGAAAAAGGAUCUUCUACUAUUCCGGACGACAAUCAGUCUAGUGAAAACACAAUACAGACGCAGGACCCUACAAACGAUCUUACUGGGUCAUCUCUAACAGAGACUGUAAGAGAAGGCACUUCUGCAGAGGGAGGGAGAACCAAUGAUGAUAUCACUACCACGGAAUGUACAACAGAAGGUAUAGCGGGAACCGCAACACAGGAUGGAGGUAGUGGUUCUCAAUCCUCUUCGGCCGAAACAGGAUCUUCUACUAUUCCAAACAAUAACCAGUCUAGCGAAAACACAAUACAGACACCGGAUCCUACGAACGAUGUUACAGCAGCAUCUCCAACUGCUACUAUAAGGGAAGGCACUUCUGCAGAGGAUGGAGGAACCAACGAUGAUAUCACUACCACGGAAUGUACAACAGAAGGUAUAGCGGGAACCGCAACACAGGAUGGAGGCAGUGGUUCUCAAUCCUCUUCGUCCGAAAAAGGAUCUUCUACUAUUCCCGACGACAAUCAGUCUAGUGAAAACACAAUACAGACGCAGGACCCUAUGAACUAUGUUACAGGGGCAUCUCAAACAGAAACUAUAACCGAAGGCACUUUUGUAGAGGAAGGGGGAACUAAUGAUGAUAUGACUACCACGGAAUAUACAAAAGAAGGUACAGUGGGAACCGUAACACAGGAUGGAGGUAGUGGUUCUCAAUCCCCUUCGGCCGAAACAGGAUCUUCCACCAUUCCAAACGAUAAUCAGUCUAGUGAAAACACAAGACAGACACCGGACCCUACGGACGAUCUUACUGGGGCAUCUCUAACAGAAACUGUAAGAGAAGGCACUUCUGCAGAGGGAGGGGGAACCAAUGAUGAUAUCACUACCACGGAAUGUACAACAGAAGGUAUAGCGGGAACCGCAACACAAGAUGGAGGUAGUGGUUCUCAAUCCUCUUCGUCCGAAAAAGGAUCUUCUACUAUUCCGGACGACAAUCAGUCUAGUGAAAACACGAUACAGACGCAGGACCCUACGAACGAUCGUACUGGGUCAUCUCCAACUGCUACUAUAAGGGAAGGCACUUCUGCAGAGGAUGGAGGAACCAACGAUGAUAUCACUACCACGGAAUGUACAACAGAAGGUAUAGUGGGGACCGUAAUACAGGAUGGAGGUAGUAGUUCUCAAUCCUCUUCGUACGAAACAGGAUCUUCUACUAUUUCGGACGAUAAUCAGACUAGUGAAAAUACAAUAACGACGCAGGACCCUACGAACGAUGUUACAGGGGCAUCUCCAACAGAAACUAUAACAGAAGGCACUUCUGCAGAAGGAGGGGGGGCCAACAAUGAUAUCGCUACCACGGAAUGUACAACAGAAGGUAUAGCGGGAACCGCAACACAGGAUGGAGGUAGUGGUUCUCAAUCCUCUUCGGCCGAAACAGGAUCUUCUACUAUUCCAAACAAUAACCAGUCUAGCGAAAACACAAUACAGACACCGGAUCCUAAGAACGAUGUUACAGCAGCAUCUCCAACUGCUACUAUAAGGGAAGGCACUUCUGCAGAGGAUGGAGGAACCAACGAUGAUAUCACUACCACGGAAUGUACAACAGAAGGUAUAGCGGGAACCGCAACACAGGAUGGAGGCAGUGGUUCUCAAUCCUCUUCGUCCGAAAAAGGAUCUUCUACUAUUCCCGACGACAAUCAGUCUAGUGAAAACACAAUACAGACGCAGGACCCUACGAACGAUGUUACAGGGGCAUCUCAAACAGAAACUAUAACCGAAGGCACUUUUGUAGAGGAAGGGGGAACUAAUGAUGAUAUGACUACCACGGAAUAUACAAAAGAAGGUACAGUGGGAACCGUAACACAGGAUGGAGGUAGUGGUUCUCAAUCCCCUUCGGCCGAAACAGGAUCUUCCACCAUUCCAAACGAUAAUCAGUCUAGUGAAAACACAAGACAGACACCGGACCCUACGGACGAUCUUACUGGGGCAUCUCUAACAGAAACUGUAAGAGAAGGCACUUCUGCAGAGGGAGGGGGAACCAAUGAUGAUAUCACUACCACGGAAUGUACAACAGAAGGUAUAGCGGGAACCGCAACACAAGAUGGAGGUAGUGGUUCUCAAUCCUCUUCGUCCGAAAAAGGAUCUUCUACUAUUCCGGACGACAAUCAGUCUAGUGAAAACACGAUACAGACGCAGGACCCUACGAACGAUCGUACUGGGUCAUCUCCAACUGCUACUAUAAGGGAAGGCACUUCUGCAGAGGAUGGAGGAACCAACGAUGAUAUCACUACCACGGAAUGUACAACAGAAGCUAUAGUGGAGACCGCAACACAGGAUGGAGGUAGUAGUUCCCAAUCCUCUUCGUCCGAAAAAGGUUCUUCUACUAUUCCGGACGACAAUCAGUCUAGUGAAAACACAAUACAGACGCAGGACCCUACGAACGAUGUUACAGGGGCAUCUCAAACAGAAACUAUAACCGAAGGCACUUCUGUAGAGGAAGGGGGAACUAAUGAUGAUAUGACUACCACGGAAUAUACAAAAGAAGGUACAGUUGGAAACGUAACACAGGAUGGAGGUAGCGGUUCUCAAUCCUCUUCGGCCGAAACAGGAUCUUCCACCAUUCCAAACGAUAAUCAGUCUAGUGAAAACACAAGACAGACACCGGACCCUACGAACGAUCUUACUGGGGCAUCUCUAACAGAAACUGUAAGAGAAGGCACUUCUGCAGAGGGAGGGGGAACCAAUGAUGAUAUUACUACCACGGAAUGUACAACAGAAGGUAUAGCGGGAACCGCAACACAGGAUGGAGGUAGUGGUUCUCAAUCCUCUUCGGCCGAAACAGGAUCUUCUACUAUUCCAAACAAUAACAAGUCUAUCAAAAACAAAAUACAGACACCGGAUCCUACGAACGAUCUUACUGGGGCAUCUCUAACAGAAACUAUAACAGAAGGCACUUCUGCAGAGGGAGGGGGACCCAAUGAUGAUAUCAUUACCACGAAAUGUACAACAGAAGGUAUAGUGGAGACCGCAACACAGGAUGGAGGUAGUGGUUCUCAAUCCUCUGCGUCUGAAACAGGAUCUUCUACUAUUUCGGACGAUAAUCAGACUAGUGAAAAUACAAUAAAGACGCAGGACCCUACGAACGAUGUUACAGGGGCAUCUCAAACAGAAACUAUAACAGAAGGCACUUCUGCAGAAGGAGAGGGAACCAACGAUGAUAUCACUACCACGGAAUGUACAACAGAAGGUAUAGUGGGGACCGUAACACAGGAUGGAGGUAGUAGUUCUCAAUCCACUUCGUACGAAACAGGAUCUUCCACCAUUCCAAACGAUAAUCAGUCUAGUGAAAACACAAGACAGACACCGGACCCUACGGACGAUCUUACUGGGGCAUCUCUAACAGAAACUGUAAGAGAAGGCACUUCUGCAGAGGGAGGGGGAACCAAUGAUGAUAUCACUACCACGGAAUGUACAACAGAAGGUAUAGCGGGAACCGCAACACAGGAUGGAGGUAGUGGUUCUCAAUCCUCUUCGGCCGAAACAGGAUCUUCUACUAUUCCAAACAAUAACCAGUCUAGCGAAAACACAAUACAGACACCGGAUCCUAAGAACGAUGUUACAGCAGCAUCUCCAACUGCUACUAUAAGGGAAGGCACUUCUGCAGAGGAUGGAGGAACCAACGAUGAUAUCACUACUACGGAAUGUACAACAGAAGCUAUAGUGGAGACCGCAACACAGGAUGGAGGUAGUAGUUCCCAAUCCUCUUCGUCCGAAAAAGGUUCUUCUACUAUUCCGGACGACAAUCAGUCUAGUGAAAACACAAUACAGACGCAGGACCCUACGAACGAUGUUACAGGGGCAUCUCAAACAGAAACUAUAACCGAAGGCACUUCUGUAGAGGAAGGGGGAACUAAUGAUGAUAUGACUACCACGGAAUAUACAAAAGAAGGUACAGUGGGAAACGUAACACAGGAUGGAGGUAGCGGUUCUCAAUCCUCUUCGGCCGAAACAGGAUCUUCCACCAUUCCAAACGAUAAUCAGUCUAGUGAAAACACAAGACAGACACCGGACCCUACGAACGAUCUUACUGGGGCAUCUCUAACAGAAACUGUAAGAGAAGGCACUUCUGCAGAGGGAGGGGGAACCAAUGAUGAUAUUACUACCACGGAAUGUACAACAGAAGGUAUAGCGGGAACCGCAACACAGGAUGGAGGUAGUGGUUCUCAAUCCUCUUCGGCCGAAACAGGAUCUUAUACUAUUCCAAACAAUAGCAAGUCUAGCGAAAACAAAAUACAGACACCGGAUCCUACGAACGAUCUUACUGGGGCAUCUCUAACAGAAACUAUAACAGAAGGCACUUCUGCAGAGGGAGGGGGAACCAAUGAUGAUAUCACUACCACGGAAUGUACAACAGAAGGUAUAGUGGAGACCGCAACACAGGAUGGAGGUAGUGGUUCUCAAUCCUCUGCGUCUGAAACAGGAUCUUCUACUAUUUCGGACGAUAAUCAGACUAGUGAAAAUACAAUAAAGCCGCAGGACCCUACGAACGAUGUUACAGGGGCAUCUCAAACUGAAACUAUAACAGAAGGCACUUCUGCAGAAGGAGGGGGAACCAACGAUGAUAUCGCUACCACGGAAUGUACAACAGAAGGUAUAGUGGGAACCGCAACACAUGAUGGAGGUAGUGGUUCUCAAUCCUCUUCGUCCGAAAAAGGAACUUCUACUAUCCCGGACGAUAAUCAGUCUAGUGAAAACACAAGACAGACACAGGACCCUACGAACGAUCUUACUGGGGCAUCUCUAACAGAAACUAUAACAGACGGCACUUUUGCAGAGCGAGGGGGAACCAACGAUGAUAUCACUACCACGGAAUGUACAACAGAAGGAUCUUCUACUAUUUCUGACGAUAAUCAGGCUAGUGAAAACACAAGACAGACACCGGACCCUACGAACGAUCUUACUGGGGCGUCUCUAACAGAAACUGUAAGAGAAGGCACUUCUGCAGAGGGAGGGGGAACCAAUGAUGAUAUCACUACCACGGAAUGUACAACAGAAGGUAUAGCGGGAACCGCAACACAGGAUGGAGGUAGUAGUUCUCAAUCCUCUUCGUCCGAAACAGGAUCUUCUACUAUUUCGGAAGAUAAUCAGACUAGUGAAAAUACAAUAAAGACGCAGGACCCUACGAACGAUGUUACAGGGGCAUCUCCAACAGAAACUAUAACCGAAGGCACUUCUGUAGAGGAAGGGGGAACUAAUGAUGAUAUGACUACCACGGAAUGUACAACAGAAGGUAUAGCGGGAACCGCAACACAGGUUGGAGGUAGUGGUUCUCAAUCCUCUUCGUCCGAAACAGGAUCUUCUACUAUUCCAAACAAUAACCAGUCUAGCGAAAACACAAUACAGACACCGGAUCCUACGAACGAUGUUACAGCAGCAUCUCCAACUGCUACUAUAAGGGAAGGCACUUCUGCAGAGGAUGGGGGAACCAACGAUGAUAUCACUACCACGGAAUGUACAACAGAAGGUAUAGCGGGAACCGCAACACAGGAUGGAGGUAGUGGUUCUCAAUCCUCUUCGGCCGAGACAGGAUCUUCUACUAUUCCAAACAAUAAUCAGACUAGUGAAAAUACAAUAAAGACGCAGGACCCUACGAACGAUGUUACAGGGGCAUCUCAAACAGAAACUAUAACCGAAAGCACUUCUGUAGAGGAAGGGGGAACUAAUGAUGAUAGAACUACCACGGAAUAUACAAAAGAAGGUACAGUGGGAACCGUAACACAGGAUGGAGGUAGUGGUUCUCAAUCCUCUUCGUCCGAAAAAGGAUCUUCUACUAUUCCCGACGACAAUCAGUCUAGUGAAAACACAAUACAGACGCAGGACCCUACGAACGAUGUUACAGGGGCAUCUCAAACAGAAACUAUAACCGAAGGCACUUCUAUAGAGGAAAGGGGAACUAAUGAUGAUAUGAGUACCACGGAAUAUACAAAAGAAGGUACAGUGGGAACCGUAACACAGGAUGGAGGUAGUGGUUCUCAAUCCUCUUCGGCCGAAACAGGAUUUUCCACCAUUCCAAACGAUAAUCAGUCUGGUGAAAACACAAGACAGACACCGGACCCUACGAACGAUCUUACUGGGGCAUCUCUAACAGAAACUAUAACAGAAGGCACUUCUGCAGAGGGAGGGGGAACCAAUGAUGAUAUCACUACCACGGAAUGUACAACAGAAGGUAUAGUGGAGACCGCAACACAGGAUGGAGGUAGUGGUUCUCAAUCCUCUGCGUCUGAAACAGGAUCUUCUACUAUUUCGGACGAUAAUCAGACUAGUGAAAAUACAAUAAAGACGCAGGACCCUACGAACGAUGUUACAGGGGCAUCUCAAACAGAAACUAUAACAGAAGGCACUUCUGCAGAAGGAGAGGGAACCAACGAUGAUAUCGCUACCACGGAAUGUACAACAGAAGGUAUAGUGGGAACCGCAACACAGGAUGGAGGUAGUGGUUCUCAAUCCUCUUCGUCCGAAAAAGGAUCUUCUACUAUCCCGGACGAUAAUCAGUCUAGUGAAAACACAAGACAGACACAGGACCCUACGAACGAUGUUACUGGGGCAUCUCCAACAGAAACUAUAACAGAAGGCACCUUUGCAGAGGGAGGGGGAACUAAUGAUGAUAUGACUACCAUGGAAUAUACAAAAGAAGUUACAAUGGGAACCGUAACACAGGAUGGAGGUAGUGGUUCUCAAUCCUCUUCGGCCGAAACAGGAUCUUUCACCAUUCCAAACGAUAAUCAGUCUAGUCAAAACACAAUACAGACACAGGACCCUACGAACGAUCUUACUGGGGCAUCUCUAACAGAAACUAUAACAGACGGCACUUUUGCAGUGGGAGGGGAAACCAACGAUGAUAUCACUACCACGGAAUGUACAACAGAAGGUAUAGUGGGGACCGUAACACAGGAUGGAGGUAGUAGUUCUCAAUCCUCUUCGUACGAAACAGGAUCUUCUACUAUUUCGGACGAUAAUCAGUCUAGUGAAAAUACAAUAAAGACGCAGGACCCUACGAACGAUGUUACAGGGGCAUCUCCAACAGAACCUAUAACAGAAGGCACUUCUGCAGAAGGAGGGGGGACCAACAAUGAUAUCGCUACCACGGAAUGUACAACAGAAGGUAUAGUGGGAACCGCAACACAGGAUGGAGGUAGUGGUUCUGAAUCCUCUUCGGCCGAAACAGGAUCUUCUACUAUUCCACACAAUAAUGAGUCUAGCGAAAACACAAUACAGACACAGGAUCCUACGAACGAUGUUACAGGGUCAUCUCCAACAGAAACUCUAACAGAAGGCACUUCCUCAGAGGGAGGGGGAAGCAACGAUGAUAUCACUACCAAGGAAUGUAUAACAGAAGGUAUAGUGGGAACCGCAACACUGGAUGGAGGUAGUGGUUCUCAAUCCUCUUCGGCCGAAACAGGAUCUUCUACUAUUCCACACAAUGAUCAGUCUAGUUAA